AUGUCCAAACCCGAUGCAUCUUCGGAUUCAACCUCAAAACCUGACCCACUACAUCCAGCCUACUCCGUCACGAAUAUACAAUCAAAAAUUCGUACUUUAGAUGGAUCAAAGGUUACCUAUACCGCGUGGGUCAACUUGUUCAAACUACACGUACUUGCGUACAAGGUAUCAAAUCACAUCAAUGGAACUGCAGCCCCGGCAACCACCGACCCCACAUACAACGUGUGGCACGAACUAGAUGCGUUGGUCCUUCAAUGGAUCUUAAGCACCAUCUCUGAUGAUUUAUUACCCCGAGUUAUGGACUCUGACGGAACCGCACGAGACGCUUGGAAACUUAAGGAACUCGCAAAUCAAUUGGUCGAUGUUGACCACUCAAUAACCGAAUCCCGUCUUGUUCUUCAGCUAGUACGCGGAUUACCGGCUGAGUUUGACACCACCGCAUCCCUGAUUAAUUCAAGCAAUGAAGAUUGGGAUCUAGCAUUAAGCAUGCGGAACGAUGAAGCUAUUCGGGUCGAGGGUUGUCAAAAAGCGACCACAUCGGUUCUUGCUGCACCCACUACACAGCCGCAGCCUCCCACCACUCAACAACUGACUCCCCAGAACCCAUCCUAUGGUGGACAGCAGCCCUUUCUAGGGCGAGGUCGCGGACACGGAAACUUUAAUUGA
Helianthus annuus (common sunflower) is the source of this 666-nucleotide messenger RNA. RefSeq lists its product as uncharacterized. Bases 1 to 666 code for a protein of 221 amino acids. The transcript has 2 exons. The record is from RefSeq and is a predicted model, not a curated record. NCBI's taxonomy places the organism in Eukaryota, Viridiplantae, Streptophyta, Magnoliopsida, Asterales, Asteraceae.